Messenger RNA from Exaiptasia diaphana, 1104 nucleotides. RefSeq names its product gamma-glutamyl peptidase 4. Lineage: Eukaryota; Metazoa; Cnidaria; Anthozoa; Actiniaria; Aiptasiidae. Bases 49 to 804 code for a protein of 251 amino acids. The transcript has a single exon. Gene Ontology annotation, cellular component: cytosol. The record is from RefSeq and is a predicted model, not a curated record.
UCCGUACUUAGGUACCGAAGCCAAAAGCGCCGUACUUAUAUCGACAAAAUGAAGAAAUUUGGAGUGAUAUCAUGUUCCGAUGAUAAAAAAUGGGGGUUCAGUGAAGCUAUAAUUUCAAGGUAUUUGGAGUUUUUCAGUUUGAACAGCGAACAAGAACAGUGGGUUGGCUUUCAUGCCACUCGUGGCGAAGUGCCUCUCACCGAAGACCUUCAUAAAUUUGAUGGAUUCGUAAUUUCUGGCAGUAUAUCCUCGGCAAAUGACAACGUAGAAUGGAUAGUAAAGCUGUUGGAAUUUAUUAGAAGUGCGGCAGACCUAAGCAAAGAAAAAAAGAGGCCAAAAAUUGUAGGAAUUUGCUUCGGGCACCAGCUUAUUGCAAAGGCCUUAGGAGGCAAAGUUGGCUUGAAUCCUGACAAGGACUUUGUGCUUCAAACUGAAUUAAUUGAAGUAACAAUUCAAGCUUUUGAAGCUGAAUCCAUCAAAGGAUUGUUUGAUAAGGGUCCUCUUCGUGCAGUUCAGUCUCACGGAGAGUGCGUUGUCGAGCUUCCAGAAGGAGCGGUUUCUCUCGCUACCUCUCCCACAUGCAAGUAUGAGGUAGUACAAUAUAAAGAGAAUAUUCUGGGCUUUCAAUGUCAUCCUGAAAUGUACGCGUCGGAAGCAGAGGAAUUAAUCUUGCCGCACAUAGCAAAGUCUCGUAAAUGGGACGCUAUUCAUGUCAAGAAAUCGUCAGAUAGUUUCAAAAUGGAAUGUGAUUAUAAAGAAAUUAUUAGAGUCAUUGUGGAAUACUUAAAUAGUACGCUUGUAUGAUUGUUUAUCAUCAAAUUUAAAGAAAGAUGGAAGGCUUUUAUUUUAAGUAACGCUUUCAAUUUUUAAUUACUGUUUAUAGGGAUUAAGUGGUAAUUUUUUAAUAAUGGGUUUCUAUUUUUUAUAUUCGAGGAAUUUUUUGCAAAUACCAGAAUGCUUUGUAUUCUUUCAAUAAAUGUUUUUGAUAUUCACAAAUGGAAAUAUAAGAGCAAUACACCUCUCACUAUAGGAAAGGGCAAAUUUACAACACCAGUGUCAAAGAAAAGAUUCAAAUCUAUGUCAUUAUGAAGCAAGUGGGCAUAA